Molecule: messenger RNA, 6148 nt
Organism: Pocillopora damicornis (cauliflower coral)
Lineage: Eukaryota; Metazoa; Cnidaria; Anthozoa; Scleractinia; Pocilloporidae
Product: unconventional myosin-IXb
Biological process (GO): intracellular signal transduction
Cellular component (GO): myosin complex; actin filament
Molecular function (GO): ATP binding; actin filament binding; GTPase activator activity
Source: RefSeq, a predicted model, not a curated record
UGUCGUCGCUCAGUCGUGCUGCUUAGCUUAGAGUUUUUUUAACUGGGAAAGACUGACCUUCAAGAAAACGCAGCUUCGAAAUCUCUUGAAAUUUUUACAAGUUGUGGUCAGGCUUAAUGGUCGGUGAUGCAAAUAGUCGAUUAGUGUCAGGGAUUUGUGGAACUCUUCAUCGAAGCUGACCUUGCUCAUUCUGAAAGGUACUAUUUCGGAUCGAACGACCGGUAGAUCCGUGCGAUGAUAGGAAUUGCUCGGAAAAUAGAUCGCAACGACGGCUGAAGCAAGGACUCGAAAGGGCGUUGGAAUCUUGGAGAGAAAUGACAACACAAGGGGAUUGUUGUCGCUGGAGUAAAAAGUAUCAUUUUCCGCCAUAUCUCUAUGGCUGAAAGAAGAGCUAGCACAACUCGUUAUGUUAAACUUCGCAUAUUCGCCGGUCAGUUGCUCGCCGCUGUCCAAUCCACUGUGAUAUCGGUUUCGGAGACUGCCACGACAAGGCAGGUAUUGAGAUUGACUCUCGGACAAUUGGAAAUAAAAGAAAAACCGGAAAAUUUCGAGUUGGUCGAGGUUUGCUAUCGAGACAGUGUUUUGGACCAGGACAGCGAGAGGGUCCUGAGCGGGUCUGACCAGCCCUAUCAAGUCCAACAGAGUUGGAGAAAGUUGCCUCCAAAAGUCAGAACUUCAUAUCGACUUUUUAUCCGAGAAAAGGUCGACGACAGAGACGAAACGAAACCAGAACUACUUCGACAACACUGGAUGGAUUGCCACGAAAGUGUAAGGAACUGCCACGAGUUAGACUUCGAUCUGGAAUCUAAACUUUCCGAUGAUGAUCUCUGUUGUUUACCAACGUUAUCAGAGCAAACUUUGCUCAAACAUUUGGAAGAAAGGUUUUCCCAAGGACGUAUUUAUACUUACGUAGGAGAAAUACUCAUCGCUGUGAACCCCUUUCGCUUUUUUCCUAUGUACAAUCCAAAAUUUAUAAAUGCAUACAACAACCGGAACUUAGGAUCCCUUCCUCCACAUAUUUUCGCCAUUGCCGAUGUUGCUUUUCAUCGUAUGCUGCGAGAGAAGAAAAGUCAGUGCGUUGUGAUAAGUGGCGAAAGUGGAUCUGGGAAAACGGAAAGUACUAAACUUAUUGUUCAUCAUUUGACGGCUUUGGGUCUCAAAACGCAAGCUACGUCAGUGGAGAAGACCAUUCUUGGAGUCGGUCCGGUCCUUGAGGCUUUUGGAAAUGCUAGUACGGCAUACAACAAUAAUUCAAGUAGAUUUGGAAAAUUCACACAAAUCAAGUUCAGGCCUGAUGGAGCUGUGUGUGGAGCUGCUUUGAGGAAAUAUUUGUUGGAAAAGUCAAGAAUUGUUUCUCAAGCUCCAGAGGAGAGAAAUUACCAUGUGUUUUACUAUUUACUUGCUGGAGCAAGUCCUGAAGUUAAAGAGGAACUCCACCUCACAAAACCAGAGGAGUAUUGUUAUCUUAAUCAGAAUGAGUGCUAUUCCCUGGAAGGGAUCGAUGAAGCCUAUGAAUUUCUUAGACUAAAAAAGUCUAUGGAAAUGGUAGGCUUUCCUGCUGAUGUGCAUAAGAGAAUUUUUAGCAUUUUAUCUGCCGUACUGCAUAUUGGAAAUAUCAAGUUUUCACGGAGACCAGGACAGGAAGAAGCAAUGAUAAGGGACAGUGAAGAUCACACAAUCGACUUUGUGUGUGACCUCCUAAUGGUUACUCGGCGUAAUCUUGUUGAUGUUUUAACAACAAAGAAAACAAAAACCAGAAAUGAGCAGUUUAUUGUACCCUAUAAAUACGAAGAGGCCAUAGCCACGAGAGAUGCAAUGGCAAAAGCACUGUAUGGCACUCUGUUUGACUGGAUUGUGUUGCAAGUGAACCAUGCAUUGGCUAUCAAGCAGUUGAAUGUAGUAGAGGGAUGCUCCAUAGGAGUGUUGGAUAUUUUUGGAUUUGAAGAUUAUCUGCAUAACAGUUUUGAACAAUUCUGUAUCAAUUUUGCCAACGAAAAGCUUCAAUUUUACUUCAACAAACAUGUGUUUAAGCUGGAGCAGGAUGAAUAUAUUUCUGAAGGAAUUGAGUGGAGGAGUGUGGAGUUUGUUGACAAUGCAGCAUGUUUGGAUUUGAUUUCUGGUCGGCCAACAGGUCUAUUAAACUUGAUUGAUGAGGAGAGUAGUUUUCCCGGUGCCACGGAAAGUUCUUUACUAGCCAAGCUGGACAAGAAUCAUUCAGGCCACAAGUAUUACGAACAGUCCCUUAUACAUCAGGCAUUUGUCAUAAAGCAUUAUGCAGGAAAUGUAAAAUAUAACAUCCAGGGAUUUUUGGACAAGAACAGGGAUCUCAUGAGACCGGACAUCUUAAGCCUGCUCAAGAACAGUGAUUCAAGAUACGUGAGAGAUUUACUUGGAGCCGAUCCCUUGGCAGUGUACAGAUGGUCGAUUCUCAGGUCGUUUUUCAAGGCAGUACAUGCUUUCAAAGUGGCUGGCAGAGAAUAUCGUUCAAGUGGAAAAGCAAAUGAUCGCGUAGUUACAAGUCCUGGAGGACGAAAGAGGAAAACUAUCAUGAAGGGUUCAAGACUGCAUGCUGUUAAUUCUGAUGAGGGACACUCAAACCACGAAACAGCCAAUCUGUUUCGAACAGCUGCAAGGGUGAUCAGGAGGAAGCAAAGUAACAAACCGUCGGCCAAGCCGCUGUCUAAGAUUCGUCAAGGUCUAGAAACUAAACGCGACAUGACUGUACGAACGUUCGAUUACCUGUUCAGAACGAUGCAGCGAGGAAAAGGAACGCCCAAAAACCCACCGACAGUCAGCGCUCAGUUUCAGUCUUCUCUUAGUCGUCUAGUGGAGCUUCUGGAGGAAGCCCAGCCUUUCUUUGUCCGCUGCAUCAGAUCCAACGCAGAGAAAGCUCCAAUGAAAUUCGAUCGCGAUCUGGUGGUUCGUCAACUGAGAUACACUGGCAUGCUGGAGACUGUCCGAAUUAGGACUCUUGGCUAUCAGUGGCGGUUCACGUUUGAGGAAUUUGUGAAACGGUACAGCUUACUGUUUCCGCGCAAGGAAGUCAGAGAUGUGCGCGAAGAGAUGCCGGGUAUUCUAGAAACAUUGAAACUGGAUCCUCGUGAGUUCCAGAUAGGCAAAGAAAAAGUGUUUCUGCGAGAUAGUCAGCAUGCCUUGUUGCAAUCUCGGCUGCACUUGGAGCAGAUCCACAAAAUCUGUGUGUUACAACGAUGGGUCAAAGGUGCUCUGCAGAGAAAGCAGUUCAUUCGCCAAAAAAAUGCUGCCGUCAUGAUACAGGCCUGCUGGCGUGGUUACUUAGCUCGUAGUUACCUCGAGGAACAGUCUCUUGCUGCUCUUCGGAUCCAGUCCUUUUGGCGAAUGUACUUGGCGCGGCGUGAGUAUCACCGCAUUCGUGAGAGAGUUAUAUUGCUUCAAAGUCACGCAAGGGGAUACCUGGCGAGAAGAAGGCAUUCGCAAAUACUUGAAGAGCACGAGAUGAAGCCCUUAUCUCCUCUUCAGGAAUCUCUUCGGCAUUUGAAUCGAUCCCUUAGUGACCCUCAAGGAUACAAUGCACUUGAAAGUGAUAAGCAAGAAUUUGCACAUAUUUACGAAGAAAUUAAAAGUCCAGGAUCGCCUAGACAACGAAUUUCUUCCAAGGUGAAGGAAGUAUCUGAGAUACUUAGCGGCACCUCGCCACCAGAUGGAUCAAAGUGCCCGGUUGUCCGCCAGAGGUCCUGCUCGGCACCAAACAGCCCUGAAUCCAAACGGCGGAGUCGUCCACCGCCGCUGGAACUUUCUCCACCGCCCGCCAAACGGGUGGAGCCCUUUUUGUCCAAGCUGAGUCCUAUUCCGUCACCGACACUUGCCUUUAAUAAAGGAAACGAAGGGAACGAUGAAUUCAAGUCAAACGCGAAAUUGUCACGAAAACUCACCCGCAGUUUCCGAAGGCGCCUGUCCUCCAAGGGGAAGACCGGACAUCGGUAUAGCACCUCCGACGUUCUGGAUGAUCGAGGAAGAACCACUUCUCCUCCGUUAUUCCAGGAUGAUUCGGCAGUUGGGAAGACUACGGAGAAAGCCGAUUUUGUCGCCACUCUCGGUCGUACUGAGCAUGGUGGUAAGGUCAAGAAAGGGAUUCUUCGCAAGAUCGCGCGCAACAACUCAUUCAGGAGAAAGUCAGAUACUAGUUUGAACAGAAACAAAUCAAAGAAAUCUAUGGAGAUGGAUGGAAGGAUAGGAUCACAUGAUGACCUGACCAAGGCCUUGAAUCAAACAAAGAUAGUCAGCUAUGCUCACCCUCAGGGACCCGCCCAGUGGAAAAAUACCGGCCAGAAGCUCAUCCAGGGUACUGAAGAAUUGGGUGCGCUGGAGGUUUUCCUUAUGAAUAAGGUGUCAAGUUUGAAUAAAGAAGAAAAUAAACGUGAUACAAUCGUUGACCGCGUGUUUAGAAAAGCUCUUCAAGAAUUUCACGUGCAACUCAUUUCAUCGUACUCCGUUCUCAUGAAGGAAGACAAAUCGUUAACUCUGAAUUAUGAAGACUUGAUGGGUCAGUUUGAAUUCACUCUGACAAAGACGAUCAAAAGCGAACGCAUCAGUGCCAGUUUUCCUGCAAUUCUGGGUGUGAACGCUUUCGGAGGGGUGCUGUCCGAGUUCAUCGCGUCAAGAACACGACCGGAAAAACAGACCAAGGAAACCAGGCAUCAAAAGAAAGCUCAUUUGAAGAAGCGAAAACCAUCUGAGCUCACGGAGUUCAAUGGUCAUAGAUUCUCUACCACUCAAUUCAGUAUACCAACAUUUUGUGAGCAGUGCGGAGGGUUUAUAUGGGGAUUGGACAAAGGAUUCGUCUGCCAAGAGUGCAGAUUCACUUGUCACAAAAAGUGUCACACCAAGUCUCAGAACAUUUGUCGGAAGGGAACGAAUAGAUCUAAAGGAAAGACGGAACUGUUCGGCGGUGAUCUAUCAGACCUUGUAUCAAAUGAAAACUCUGUACCACCAUUAGUAGACAAACUCAUUCAAGAUAUUGAAGCCAGAGGUUUAUACAGUGAGGGCCUCUAUAGAAAGUCACCGAGCAAUGUUGCAGUAAAAAAGCUUAAGAACGACAUUUGUACCUUGGGAAUUGAAAAUGUGUCAUUAGAUGAGUACACUGUACAUGUCGUAGCUGGCGUUUUGAAGCUGUUCUUCAGGCAGCUGGCUGUUCCCGUCAUUGCUGCUGAUUUUUACACGGAUUUCAUACGCACUUCAGAACUAACCGAUGAAAAGUUACGUCUGCAAGCUCUUUACAAUCUGGUACAAAAGUUACCUCGGGCCUGUCGAAACACUCUGGAGAGACUUGUUUUUCAUCUUGCCAGAAUAACACAACAACAGGAGGUGAACCUUAUGAAUGCAAAUGCCUUGGCAAUAAUUUGGGCACAGUGUACUAUGGCCACACCCCCCGGAAUGAGCGCGUUGGAAAUCAUGCAAGACGUUAGUAAACAGACCAAAUGUCUUGAAACCCUGAUUCUUGGUCAGUUAUCCAAGAUCCGAGCGACAAUCAACAACAUCCGGGAAAUUGAUAACGCGUCAGAAUCUGCUCACAAACGCUUGUCCAUGUUGAACGUUAAUGAAGGAGAGGAUGAGGGUUUGGUAGAGAACGAUCUAGAAGGCGAAGAAGAGGAAAAGCGUCUUCUCACGCAGCAGUUAGAUGAACUUCGAGAACAGAGAGCUGUUUUGACAGCCAAACUGAUAAGCUUAGAGCCCCGUAGGGGGGGAGACAGUGGAGAAGACUUGACUAGUGAUGAUUGUCAAACAGAUGACGACUUAGAGGUAACUGAGGAGGAGAGAGUGGCCGGUCCAGUUAGUUCAUCUUACAAAGAACCGCGUCAAACAACCAGUUGUCAGGCGGCGGAGGCCAACAAGGGCCAAGCUACGCGAGCAUGCAGUUCUGAGAUGAGAUAUUCUGUGACUUGUAAUCUACAGAGAGGGUUAUAAUUGUGACUUCAGUGAAGGGCAAGCGACAAUCAUUCUUCACUGGUUUUGGAGUUUGUCAAUUCCUUAUCGUUCACGGAAGCCUUUCAGGGUAAAAGUCAAGGAAGAGGUCAUGCGACGUGUUUUUUUGUAAUAAUAGUGACCGAGGAUGUCGACCAGUGAGACUAGGAUGAUUUUACGCACUCAGAAAAAAACACGGAUGAAUAAC